UGCUCUGCCAUCCAUUGGCCAGGGCUGCUGCCGGAGGGAGCUGAAGCCCUCUCUUCCGAUAGCUGCGAUUGGUGAGGUCUGGUUUCAAGAUGGCGGCCAACGCGACGACCAACCCGUCUCAGCUCCUGCCGCUCGAGCUUGUGGACAAGUGUAUAGGUUCACGUAUUCACAUUGUGAUGAAGAGUGAUAAAGAAAUUGUUGGCACACUCCUAGGAUUUGAUGACUUCGUCAAUAUGGUGUUAGAGGAUGUUACAGAGUUCGAAAUCACACCUGAAGGAAGAAGAAUCACAAAAUUGGAUCAGAUCUUGCUAAAUGGAAAUAACAUAACAAUGCUGGUUCCUGGAGGAGAAGGACCUGAAGUGUAAAUUGAUUUAUUUGUCGUCUGUGAAGACUCUUGUUAUAUAUUCUGUUAUCUCAAUGGAGUGCUUUUAGUUUUUGUUUACAUUUGAAGUUGAUAUUUGAUAAAAGGUAAAAUUUCCUAUUCAGGAAAGAUUCAUUGCUGAUGCUGACUUUGUAAGUUAAAAUCAUGACUUUAUUAUAAAGACUGAUCUGCUGUUCAGAAUAAAACAAACAUUUUCUUUUUGUUAAA
This is a messenger RNA of Chelonia mydas (Green sea turtle), 589 nucleotides long. It is a transcript of the gene LSM5, whose product is annotated as LSM5 homolog, U6 small nuclear RNA and mRNA degradation associated. Gene Ontology annotation, biological process: mRNA splicing, via spliceosome. The transcript has 5 exons. Bases 90 to 365 code for a protein of 91 amino acids. Lineage: Eukaryota; Metazoa; Chordata; Testudines; Cheloniidae. The record is from RefSeq and is a predicted model, not a curated record. Gene Ontology annotation, molecular function: RNA binding. Gene Ontology annotation, cellular component: U4/U6 x U5 tri-snRNP complex; Lsm1-7-Pat1 complex; U6 snRNP.